Messenger RNA from Apodemus sylvaticus (European woodmouse), 9613 nucleotides. It is a transcript of the gene Myo15b, whose product is annotated as myosin XVB. Gene Ontology annotation, molecular function: ATP binding; cytoskeletal motor activity; protein binding. The transcript has 64 exons. The coding region runs from base 1 to 9363 and encodes 3120 amino acids. NCBI's taxonomy places the organism in Eukaryota, Metazoa, Chordata, Mammalia, Rodentia, Muridae. Gene Ontology annotation, cellular component: cytoskeleton; myosin complex. The record is from RefSeq and is a predicted model, not a curated record.
AUGGGCGGAAGCAAGGGCAAAGCACCCCAGCGCCGGGCUCGACCCGGGAGACCGGCCUCAGCCGAGCAGGAGUCCGGGUCCGCCAGCACCGAGUGCGCCCCAAGCCAGGACCGCAGGCCAGCCCGAGGCAAAGCCCGCAAGACCAAGCCCGCUACGGAGCUUGAGGCCACCCGAGGCAAGGGGACCGCUGGAGGCCACAGGAAGCCCACCGAAGAGGGAAACCACCGCUGCAGAAGUGCAGAAACUGGAACAUCACAGGAGCCCCAGGAGAGGCAGGGCAGCUCGCAGCGUCUGCGACACGGACCCGCGGAGAGCCGUGAGUCCGGGGACAGCUGUGGGGAGCACACGGAGGAGCAGAGAAUCCUCGAGGAAGACGCGCGGACAGGCAAGCGCGGCCGCCGCAGGAGAGGAAAGGAUCGGGGACCUUCGAGUGGACGAGGCCAGGGGGAGACUGCCGGAGGGGAUGGGGACACGUCGGGCGGGGAUGGUGGCAGCUCCUGCCUGGACAGUGAAGCCCGCGAGGCCCAGGACAGCAGCAGCCAGGGCAGUGGAGCCCUGGAGCGGCCACCCAAAAUGGAGCCUUCGGAUACUAGCUCAGAAGGCGCUCCAAAAAGAGGACCCAGCUCAACUCUGGUGCAGGGCAAACGCCCUGGCAGCAACCAUCCAGGCAGUGAAGGACACGCCUUGGAGCUCCAGAGCAGGGAAGGGUCGUCGGGGACAGGGCCUCAGAGAGCGAGUGACGAUUCCCGGACAGAUACAGACUCGAGCCCCAGGAGGGCUGGGCACAGACGUCUCCCACAGAAGAGCCCAGGAACCUCAAGUGGCAUCCUUGCAUCCCAGGAGAUAGAGCUGGGCAGGGAAGCUGCAGCCUCCAGCGUCCCCAGAGGCUCUCAGAGUCCUCGGGACUCUAGCGCGAUCGUAGACACCAGUGACGUCGGGGCGCAGCCAAAGGCUGAGCUGCCGGGCACCGAGCCUGAGACAGCGGAGGCUCCCGGGGCUCAGCGCCUCCAGGUCGGAGAAAUGGCGGGGAAGGUUCAGGUAGCUGCGGGAGAGAGUGACGCGGGGGCCGGAGAGCGAGCGGGUGCAGGGGACCCAGGACCCCGGGACCGGACGCCGCUGGCCGCGCUCGUGGUGCUGCGCAGGCUGUGCUCGAGGCCCCCAGCCGGCGCGUCUUCCCAGUUCGCCGGUGGCAUCCGCGUGGGUCUCAAGGCGCGGCUGCAGCGCGUGGCGCGGGCCCUGGGCUUCCUGCGCUGGCUGCGACUGCGGGUUGAGCGACGUCGGGCGGAGGCGCGCGCCGCGAGCCCGCGGGAGUGCGAGGAGCGCGGCCACGAGAGGGCGCUCGAGGCGCGGGGAGGGGCGCCCGGGCCACGGCGCUGGCUGGCCUUACGCCUGGCCUGUCGCCUGGUGGGGCUCCGGCGAACACCCCGAGCUCUCCCUGGCGGCGGUCUGAGCCCUCCGCUGGCUCUGAAUAGCUCAGUCUCUGAUGAUGCAUCAGCUAUCAAGGAUCCAGCUUCAGAUUCCAAAUUCGCGGUGGUUUUCCCCCGGAUCCACAAUGCGGGGAAGGAGUCGGGCAGCAGUAGUUCAGGAGCAUCCGCGGACGCCCCCACUGGAGAAGGCCGGGUUUCGUCUCCUGCUGGGGAUGCAGAGGAUAGGGAGGAGCAAGAGGCUAAUGGAGAAAGGGAGGUCAGGUCCCGUCAGGCUCACCGCUCUUUCUCAUCUGCCCCCAAUGGGACCCCACCGGAUGAGAACCUGAGCGAAGCAGAACCAGAGACCUUGGAGGCUAAAACUGGGGUGCACUGGGCACAGGACUCUAAUCCCUGCGAAGACGCUAAGCUUGGCGCUGAGACUCUGCUGCCCCAGCUCACUCUGGAGACUCGCCUGCGGCAGAAUAGCCCCUGCAGGUCACCAAGGGAGCAGUGGGAGCCAGAGGACGCCGCUGAGGCAGCGCUGGAAAGGGACCUGGAGCUGAGCCUCCAGAGGGACCUAGAGAUGUCACCCUUUCUGGGUGCUAAGACCAGGAGUCUCCCAGAGAGCCUGGAAGACAUUGAGGACCUCGCCAGGCUGCGGCUGGUGUGUGAUAGCUCUGUGCUGCUGUGCCUCAAGAAGAGGUUCCACCUGGGCCGCAUCUAUACUUUUGGGGGGCCCCUCCUGCUUGCUCUGAACCCCCACCAGCCCCUGCCUCUCUUCUCACCAGAAGUCUUGGCCAGCUACCAUCCCAGGAAGGCCCCAAACACCACGCCACACAUCUUUGCCAUUGGGGCAGCGGCCUACAGCCUGUCUCAGAGCCCUGGACAGGAUUCCUGCAUCCUCCUGGGGGGCCACAGUGGCUCAGGGAAGACUGAGGCUGCCAAGAAGAUUUUGGAGUUCCUAAGCAGCAUAGGGCAGAAGCCCAUGGAGGCCAACGGGGCUCAGCUAGAGGACAUUCUGCCCGUGCUCGGCAGCUUCGGCCAUGCCAAGACCAUCCUCAAUGCCAAUGCCAGCCGCUUCGGCCAGGAGAUGCGCCUCUGCCUGCAGCAGGGGGUUGUUGUGGGAGCCUCUGUGUCCUACUAUCUUCUUGAGACCUCCAGAGUAGUGUUUCAGGUAAUGGCCAGCCUCCUGCCCACCCCCUCCCCCGCUCUGAGGGUGGGAAAGAGAAUAGGGCAUAGCCCUCAAACCCUACUCCCCGCCAAGCCAGUUUCUCUACCCAAGGCCCAGGCUGAGCGAAACUUCCAUGUUUUUUAUGAGCUGCUGGCAGGGUUGGACCCCACGGAACGUGAGCAGCUCUCUCUGCAGGGUCCUGAGGCUUACUACUACCUCAACCAGGGCCGAGCCUGCAGGCUCCAGGGCAAGGCUGAUGCCGAGGACUUCAAAGGGCUGGUGAAGGCCCUGCGGGUGCUGGGGUUGUGCGCAGAGGAACUGACUGCGGUCUGGGCCGUGCUGGCCACCAUCCUGCAUCUGGGCAACAUCUGCUUCUCUUCUUCAGAGCGGGAGUCCCAAGAGGUGGCUGCUGUGUCCAGCUGGGCUGAAAUCCACCUGGCAGCCAGGCUGCUGCAGGUGCCACCAGAGGGCCUAGAGGCGACAGUCACCAAGAGGGUCACGACCACACCCUACGGCCCGGUCUCCAGACCUCUGCCAGUGGAAGGUGCCAUUGAUGCCAGGGAUGCCCUGGCCAAGACCCUGUACACGCGGCUCUUCACCUGGCUUCUGGAGCAGAUCCGCCUGCGGCUGUCCCCACCGAGGGAGGCAGACGGUGUGGCCACCAUUGCUGUUGUGGAUGCCUUCGGCUUUGAGGCACUCAGGGUGAAUGGCUUAGAGCAGUUAUGCAGCAAUCUGGCCAGCGAGCGCCUGCAACUCUUCUCCAGCCAGACACUGCUGGCCCAGGAGGAGGAGGUGUGCCAGCGGGAGCUGCUGAAGUGGGCGCCCAUUCCGCAGCCUGCAAGGGAGUCCUGCCUGGAUCUCCUGGUGGGCCAGCCCCAUGGCCUCUUAAGCAUCCUGGACACCCAGACCUGGCUGUCCCAGGCCACAGACCACACCUUCCUCCAGAAGUGCCACUAUCACCAUGGUGACCACCCGAGCUACGCCAAGCCUCAGCUGCCCCUGCCAAUCUUCACGGUGCGGCACUAUGCUGGGACCGUCACUUACCAGGUGCACAAGUUCAUAAACAGAAACAGGGACCACCUAGGCCCUGCCGUGCUGGAGACGCUCAGGCAGAGCCAGCUGCAGCUCAUGGGCAGCCUGUUCCAGGAAGAAGAGCCCCGGGCUGGGACUGAGCAAAGGGAAUCCACCCUGGCCUCCCGAUUCCGGCAGUCCCUGGGUGACUUGCUAGCUCGGCUAGGCAGGAGCCAUGUCUAUGUCAUCCACUGUCUCAACCCCACUCCCAGAAAGCUCCCAGGCCUUUUGGAUGUAGGACACGUGGCAGAGCAGCUGCGUCAGGCUGGCAUCCUGGAGAUCAUAGGCACCCGAAGUACCCACUUCCCCAUACGAGUUCCCUUCCAAGUCUUUCUGGCAAGGUUCCGUGCCCUGGGGUCAGGGAGACAGAAAGCUGUCUCUGACCAGGAGAGGUGUGGUGCCAUCCUCAGCGAAGUGCUGGGGGCAGAGUCACCGCUCUAUCACCUUGGAGUCACCCAGGUCCUCCUGCAGGAGCAGGGCUGGCAGCAGCUGGAACAGCUGUGGGCUCAGCGGCGCUCACAGGCCCUGCUCACUCUGCACCGUGGCCUCCGAGCCUGUAUCACCCGUCAGCGCCUCCGGCUCCUGCCCAGGAUGCAGGCUCGUGUGCGCGGACUCCAGGCCAGGAAGCGAUAUCUCCGGCGAAGGUCAGCUCUGGGACAGCUGAACACCAUCCUCCUUGUAGCUCAGCCACUCCUCCGGAGACGACAGAAGCAACAGCUGCUGAGUUGGGGAGGGGCUGCUAGUGGUCGUUCCUGUGGUGGCCCGCAUAGCGGGGAGCCCUGGGGAAAAGUGUCAAAGAUGUUCCUGAUCAUUGGUUCCCCCCACCAGGACCUGGGGCGCUUGGAGAUCCCAGCCCAGCUGUCUGCUCUGCUGGAGAGAGCAGAAGACCACCAGGCCAUGCUGACUGGGAAUAUCACUGAGUCCCUGCCGCCUGAGGUUCCUGCCCGGCCCAGUCUGUCUCUCCCUCCAGACAUUGACCAGUUCCCCUUCUCCAGUUUCGUGUCCUCCAGCUUCCAGAAGCCAUUCCUGCCUCGACCAGGGCAACCACUGGACGAGCCCCUGACGCGGCUGGAUGGAGAGAACCCUCAGCAGGCUCUGGAGAUCAAUCGGGUGAUGCUUCGGCUCCUGGGCGAAGGAUCCCUGCAGUCCUGGCAGGAGCAGACCAUGGGCACGUUCCUGGUGCAGCAGGCGCAGCGCCGCCCGGGGCUUCGAGAUGAGCUCUUCAGCCAGUUGGUAGCUCAGCUGUGGCGCAACCCGGACGAGCAGCAGAGUCAGCGUGGCUGGGCCCUGAUGGCGAUCCUGCUCAGCUCCUUCCCCCCUACACCUGCCCUGGAGAAGCCAUUGCUCAAGUUUGUAUCAGACCAGGCCCCCACAGGCAUGGCAGCCCUGUGUCAGCACAAGCUGUUAGGUGCCCUGGAGCAGACACCCCUGGCUCCCAUGACUUCAAGGGCCCACCCACCCACGCACCUCGAGUGGAAGGCUGGUUUACGUCGGGGCCGCAUGGCGCUGGAUGUGUUCACAUUCAACGAGGAAAGCUACUCCGCGGAAGUGGAAUCCUGGACCACGGGCGAGCAGCUUGCAGGGUGGAUCCUACAGAGCAGAGGCCUGGAGGCGCCCCCUCGUGGCUGGUCUGUGUCACUGCAUUCUGGGGACGCUUGGCAAGACUUGCCUGGCUGUGACUUUGUGUUGGACCUGAUAGGCCAGACUGAAGACUUGGGAGACCCAGCGGGUCCCCACAACUACCCCAUCGCUCCUCUUGGUUUAGCCGAGAACAUCCCCCCAGCUCCUGGUAUCCAGGCUCCUUCCCUGCCCCCAGGACCUCCUCCAGGUCCAGCCCCAAUGCUGCCCAACAGUGGCCCUCUGGGUGAGGCCCGCAAGCCAGGAAACUUGGACGGCUUCUUGGACGAUGUCUUUGAACCAGUGCUUUCCCCAGGCUUCAGUGAUCUGGAACAAGGCUGGGCCCUGAGCAGACGCAUGAAGGGAGGGGGCUCUAUUGGGCCCGCCCAGCAGGGCUACCCCAUGAUGUACCCAGGUAUGGUGCAGGCACCCAGCUACCAGCCAGCUAUGAUGCCCACGCCGAUGCCCAUGAUGCCAGCCAUGGGCACAGUCCCAACCAUGCCAGCCAUGAUGGUACCACCCCAGCCGCAGCCUCUGGUGCCCAGUUUGGACUCCAGGCAGCUGGCAGUACAGCAGCAAAACUUCAUCAACCAGCAGGCGAUGAUUCUGGCCCAGCAGAUGACCACCCAGGCCAUGAGCCUGUCCCUGGAGCAGCAGAAUCAGAGACGCCAGCACCAGCACCAGCCUCCACCCUCUGUGGCUGCCCCCCAGCCUCCACCCUCUGUGGCUGCCCCCCAGCCUCCACCCUCUGGGGCGGCCUCCCAGCCUCCACCCUCAACCAUUGCUCCCAAGGCCAAGAAGCCUCCUGCCCCCCAAGAGAAGCCAGAGAGUGACCUAGAACCUUUGGAUGCUCUCUUGAGAGAGGACUCUCCAGAGGAGGCUGAAAGCAGGCCUCAGCGUCCCCGGAGCUUCCAACAGAAACGGGACUUUUUCCAGAGGAUGGGGCAAGAGCCGAUCAAGGUGAAGACGGUGAAGCCUCCAGCCAAGGUUCAGAUCCCCCAGGAGGAGACAGAAGAGGAGGAGGAUGAAGAGGAAAUAGCGGAGUUGUCUCCUCCUCCCCCUCCUCCCCCAGUCGUGAAGAAGCCACAGAAGCAAAGUAAGACCAAAGCUGUAAAGAAGGAGGAGGUGGAACCCGCACAGGAGGAAGCACCGGCCCAGGGCGGGCCUCCCCCGGUGAAGAGCUCCAACUCCGCACCUCAGUGCCCACAACCCAGCAGGGCACCCCCGGUGCAGAGCUCCAACUGCAAACCUGAGCGCCCGCAACCCAGCAGGGAAAUCCGCAACAUCAUCCGCAUGUACCAGAGCCGCCCAGGGCCUGUGCCUGUGCCUGUCCAACCCACCAGGCCCUUUAAAACUUUUCAGAAGAAAAACGACCCCAAGGAUGAAGCUUUGGCUAAGUUAGGAAUAAAUGGCGCCCACUCGCCCCCACUGACAUCGCCUAACCAAGGGAAGAGCUCGCCACCCGCUGUGGUUCCUCGACCUAAGGCUCGACCUCGCCUAGAGCCCUCCCUGUCCAUCCGGGAAAAGCAGGGACCCCUGCGGGACUUGUUUGGCCCAUGUAGCCCAGACCCACCUCCAGCUCCGGCACCCCCGCCUCCACCAGAACUCCCACCGCCUCUGCCUGGGGAGCCCAAGACCCCUUCAGUGGAGUCUCGUGCCCUGACAGAGCCCAUGGAGGACAAGGGCAUCUCCACAAAGCUCCUUGUGCCCUCUGGAAGCGUGUGUUUCUCCUAUGCCAAUGCACCCUGGAAGUUGUUCUUACGCAAGGAGGUGUUCUACCCCAGGGAGAACUUCAGCCAUCCCUAUUGCCUCAAUCUGCUCUGCCAGCAGAUCCUACGGGACACCUUCGCAGAGUCCUGCACCCGGAUCUCACAGAAUGAGCGGCACAAAAUGAAAGGCCUUCUGGGAGACUUGGAGGUGAGCCUGGACUCCCUUGACGUUACUGAAGACAGCAUCAAGAAACGCAUUGUGGUCGCUGCUCGGGACAACUGGGCCAAUUACUUCUCGCGCCUCUUCCCAGUGUCGGGUGAGAGCGGCAGUGAUGUACAGCUGCUGGGUGUGUCCCACCGGGGACUGAGGCUGCUGAAGAUGACCCAGAGCCCCAGCUUCUACCUGGACCAGCUGAAGACACUCUGCUCCUACAGCUACGCCGAGGUGCUGGCCGUGCAGUGCAGGGGCGGAUCCACCCUGGAGCUAACACUGAAGAGUGAGCAGCUGAUACUGCACACAGCCUGGGCGAGGGCCAUCGAGGCCAUGGUGGGACAGUUCCUGAGAGAGCUCAAGAAGGACUCCGGCUAUGUCAUUGCCCUGCGCAGUUACAUCACCGAUGACAACAGCCUCCUCAGUUUCCACCGUGGGGACCUCAUUAGGCUCCUGCCAGUGGCCAAGCUGGAACCAGGCUGGCAGUUCGGUUCUGCCGGGGGCCACUCCGGACUCUUCCCUGCUGACAUGGUGCAGCCCGCUGCUGCCCCCGACCUCUCCUUUUCCCUGGGAAAGAGAAACAGCUGGCAACGCAAGAGUAAGGCAGAGCCGGCUCAGGAGCGCCCCACCCAUCCCAGGAAAGGAGCACCCAGUGAAGACUCGGAGGCCACCUCCCUUACAGCCUACAGCUCUUUGUCUGCUGACUCCCACAACUACACCAUGCAGGAAUUUGCCCUGCGCUACUUCCGGAAGCCUCAUACCUGGCUGACCCAGAUGAGUGAAGACACCAAAGAGAAGGCCGUAGCCAGCCUGAUCCAGUAUACUAAGGACCCCAUCCAGGAAUCCCUCACCAGCUUCUGCAAUGAGGACACAAACGGGAAAGCUGUGGCUGGCUUCAAGGCGCUGAUGCAGUUUAUGGGGGACCAGUCUAAGCCCCGGGGGAAGGACGAGCUGACUCUGCUCUAUGAGCUGCUGAAGCUGUGCCAAGAGGACCUCAGGGACGAGAUGUACUGCCAGGUCAUGAAGCAAGUGACAGGACACCCCCAGCCGAAGCACUGUGCUCGGGGCUGGAGCCUCCUCAGCCUCUUCACAGGCUUCUUUGUGCCAUCUGCCACGCUGAUGCCCUAUGUGACCAAGUUCCUGCAGGAUUCCAGCCCCAGCCAAGAGCUGGCCCGGAUGGGCCAGGAAAACCUCCAGCGCACAGUUAAAUACGGCGGCCGCCAGCAGCUGCCACUGCCUGGUGAAAUGCACGCUUUUCUGAAAGGGCAAGCAGUUCGUUUGCUUCUAAUCCACCUGCCUGGGGGUGUGGACUAUAAGACGAAUUCACAGACGUUCACGGUGGCAGGGGAAGUGCUAGAGGAACUGUGUGAGCAGAUGGGCAUCACAGACUCGGAGGAAGUGCAGGAAUUUGCCCUCUUUCUCAUCAAAGGGGAAGGGGAGCUGGUUCGGCCACUGUUGUCCAAUGAGUACAUCAACACUGUGAUGACAGAGCAGGACAUGAGCCUGCACAGCCGGCGGCUUGCUUGGGAGACUCCACUGCACUUUGAUCACCCCACCUACACGGAGACCCACUAUGGCCAGGUGCUGCGGGAUUACCUGCAGGGGAAGCUGAUGGUCAGCGCCCAGGCAGAGGCUCUACUUGCCCAGCUCGCUGCCUUCCAACACCUCGACAAGGGCGGCCCAAGUCCUCCAUCAGAGCAAGAGCUGCUGUCUUACACUCCCAAGCCACUGCAAGGGCAGGUGAACACAGCCAACAUCAGGAGUCUGGUGGACCAGGAGCUGAGGCGGAUGCAAGGGUACAGCAAGCAGAGAGCACAGAUUGGCUUUAUCGAGAGCACGGCCCAGCUGCCCCUCUUUGGCUAUACUGUGUAUGUGGUGCUCAAAGUGAGCAGGCUGGGCCUCCCUGGGCCUGUCCUCCUGGGGCUCAACCGCCAACACCUUGUCCUCAUGGACCCCAGCUCCCAGAAACUGUGCUGCUCCAUCGCCCUAAAAGACCUGCAGCGGCUGCACCUGCUGAGCCCACUGCAGGAGGAUGGGCCCCCUGGCCUGGAGCUCAAUUAUGGCUCUGCCGACAACCCCCAGACCAUCUGGCUGGAGCUGCCACAGGCCCAGGAGCUGCAGUACACCAUCAUCUUCCUGCUGGGUAGCAUGCCCACUCAGUGGCCAGGCCUCCUCUGAGGAGAGUGGAGAAAAGAAAGGCAGCGGCCUCUCACUGGGCAUUGGUCACUCCGCAUUGGUCCUUGCUGCCUGGUCCUGCUCUGAAACUGCAGGACAACACCACAUGGAGGCCAUAGGCAGGGGUUGUGACAUCACCAGCGGACUGGAACAAGGAUUGGGGCUGUGGAACUGGGUGUGGGCAUGAUGGCUAGCCUGGUGAACACGCCUACUCAGCUCUAAAGCAGCACAAGUAAAACACCCAAGAAACGAC